CGAAUCCGGUGGUGCUCUCAGUGGCCGAGAAGAUAGAAGAUGAAAGCGCCACCAGUACAUUUGUGUUUGGUGAUGUGGCGGUAGAAGAUAGAACGUUGACCAGGACGCAAGAAGCUAAUACUAAGAAUGUUUUGGGUCCGUCUAGUUCUGGUUCGGACCUUGGAUCGGGCCUCACAAGCUCGAACCUAGGAGAAGAAACAAUGUCCAAGUGUGCGCAUAAACGGAAGAAAUCAUUGGCGCAACCGAAGAACAGCUCACAAGGAAAGAGGAAAGUUAAGGUGGAUUGGACGCCAGAGCUGCACAAAAGGUUCGUGCAGUCGGUGGAGAAGCUAGGUUUGGAUAAGGCAGUCCCUUCAAGGAUUUUGGAGCAUAUGGGAGUUGAAUGUCUCACUCGUCAUAACAUUGCCAGUCAUCUUCAAAAGUAUAGAUCUCACAAUAAGCAUUUACAAGCGCAUGUAAAGAGGAAAUGGAACCCAAUGCCGAAAAUGGGAGGAAAAAGAGGGACAAACCGUUCACCACCAGUGGGCUUCUUCCCUCCCCAAACGCCGCAUGUCAGUCCUCUGCAUGUGUGGGGUCAUCCUUUUCUUAACCAAUCACUAGGGCACGUGUGGCUUAACCAUUUAUUAGCUCCUUCUUGGUCUCCUGCCGCGGCAUGGUCAUUCGCGGCGACUCCGCCACCACCACCGCCGCCAACUAACUUUUCCUUUUGGCAUUCCUACCCCAACGAAUGUGUGUAGGGCUGUCGGUAUCUGAUCUGUUAAUCUGUAAAGAGUGGGCAAUGGCCAUUAUCGGUAUGUUCCGCUGCAAAUUUCUUUUUCGAAUCGGAAUAUUCAAUCCAAAAGCACCCAAAGCCGAUCCAAGAAAUGUAUUAGAAAAUUGGAAUGGAUAAAUCAACCCGAGCAAAAUAAAAGGGUUGUAACGAUAAUGUGAUUAUAAUCUGUUAAAGUCCUUCAAUUUAGACAUUUGAACGGACCAACGAGUCAAAUUUCCCAAAAUUAAUUUAUACUUCCUCCGUCUCUUUUUAGUUGCAACAGGCGAUGUGUCUGGAAACUCGGAAUCGUAAAUGGAUUCGAGUACUAUUCUGAUUUAACAUUUCACGUUUGCCAACGCACAACUUUGACCGUCAUUAUAUUUAAUUCUGUAUUAGUAAAAAUAAAAUAAAAAUCAGAUUAUAAAGCUUAGUAAUGAGACGAAUUUAACAACAUUUUUCAAAAAAAAGUAAUUCACAUACAUUAAUAAAUAAAAUGUAAUCAAAGUAAAGUACAUGAAUAGUGUAUAUAUUACAAUGUUGCAAUUAAUGAGAUACGGAUGAUAGUAUAUAAGCAAUAUGAUAUUCCAAAUUAAAAAUAUACAGUAAUACUUUUCUAUCUAGAUGAGUAAUGAUGUUUUCUUUUAGAUUGAAUUUCCUGCUCUGAUCUGAUCUGGGACUAUAAACAAUAUAUCCCAAAAAAAUCAUUUGUGCUAUGGCGUAUUUAAGAGAUCUUUGUUACUCCGUAUUUAAGUACUCCCUCCGUCCCAGAAUUUACUUCCAUAGUACAAAUGGCAGAUUGAUUAAGAAAGUGGGAAUUGUGUGGUGGAGAGUUGUGCAGAGGAGAGAGAAAUGUGUAAGAAUGUGUAAAAAUUGUUGGGAAUCACAAAUUAUUUGCCAAAAAGGAAAAAAGAAGUUCUAUUUGGGACAGACGAAAAGGGAAAGUUGGAAGUAAAUUAUAGGACAGAGGCCGUAGUACAAUACAACUUGUUAUUAUUGUUUGAUGCUAUGAAUGAAUACGAUGAAGAGACGUGGAGCUGCUGCAGUCGUAUCCGGCAUCGAGCGUCUACCCAUGUACUCGUAUGCAUUACACCCCGGCUGCGUUGGUGUCCCGGCCUCCCAAACCAUUCCUACGUCCCCACUUAAUUCCAACUCGGCCAAGGAGACGAUAGACACAGUUAUUGGAGAUGUUUUAUCAAAACCAUGGCUGCCACUUCCUGUAGGGUUGAAACCUCCAUCCGUGGAUUCCAUUAUGAAGGAGUUGCAGCGCCAUGGGAUAUCUAAGGUGACCGUCCCGCGCUACCGCCGCGUUUGAUCAUCGGAUGAUUACUGUGCGGGCGCUCGAACUUUUUUUGAGGGUUUUUCGGGUCAAAGAAAUCGAAAAUUCCUUCUAAUUUGACGACAAUUCAUCCCCUUUAAUUAGAUGAAGUUGAAUUGCAGUUUUUGCCCCACUUUAAUUAGCUUCUGCUUAUUUUUGCCAUGUUCUUGUCCAUGCAUGCAUGUGCAAGUACAUUGUUUAACAAUGGGGUUGUAUCAUUUAGUAUUUAUCUCACUCUCUUUGUGUUUUUAACUCGAUGUGAUGGCUGUGUACUGUAUGUUCUUUAAUAAAAUAUGGUAAAUGUUUUUCCGUC
Cuscuta europaea is the source of this 2379-nucleotide messenger RNA. The record is from the annotation of a GenBank genome assembly. NCBI's taxonomy places the organism in Eukaryota, Viridiplantae, Streptophyta, Magnoliopsida, Solanales, Convolvulaceae.